CACUUUUGUGAAAAACAAAUGAGAAGAUUAAGUAAAACUUUAUAUAUUUUACACAAAGCACUAAAGUGGAAGGAUUAUAUACAAAAUUUCUUCUGUAAUCUUUAUUUCUCUCUAAGGAAUUAUCUGACGUAACUGCUAACUGCAUCAGCUAAAAGUCUAUUCCUGAUGAUCUUGGAUGUCUUCUCUCGCUCUCUUUUAUUUUUUUUAAAUUUUGUUUUCAAUAGAACUCUUUCUAUCCAGUAUCCUCAUUAAGAUGUGCUUGAAAAAAUUCCUUUGAAGAGUCAGAAGUUUUGUGCAGGCCCCAGGUGAGGUGUACUGACACAGCACAUCCCAAAGAUAGGUGCUGCAGAUUAGAGAAGUCCUAGCUUUGUGAUUAUGUGCCUUUUGCCUCUAUAAUAUGAAGAAGGAUAUUUGUCCUCUUCAUUGCUAAGUUUAAUCGUGGGCACAUAGUCUGUAAUCAGUUUUACUGGACACUAGGUAAUUGCCAUGGUAGCAGCAGCAUUCUGAAUGGUUUUUUUGCUUGUCCAAUUUGGUCUCAUAGGUGACUUUUGAACUAAAUAAAAAGUCCCAAACCAGCUCCCUGUUUGUAGUUCUUUAAAAAAAGAAAUCUUUUGCAUUGGAGAAGACAAAUUCAGCUCUAAUGAAAUUAAGCAUAAUGGAAAGAUGGGACAUUUACUUUUGCAAAACUUGCCUACCAUAUAGAUUUUCCAUGACGCAAUGUAUUAGUUCUGUAAGGAGUUUUCUUCUUGCUGAAAGAUAGGCAACUACUUUAAGACCAGUUGCAGGACAGAUAUACUAAAGUAUACUAACUAAAAAUUUCACAGAAGUGACUACUUUCUGGUUUUUUAUGGGUUUGUUACCUCGAAUUGAGGUGGCACCAGCUGCCGCCUGUCUGCAUCACUUGUGCAUAGCCCGCAUAUCAUUCACCAAUGGGAGUGAAGUAAAGUGUCCCUGCAGCUUUGUGGAGCAAGACAUAUUUCUCAGCAGCACAAGCUCAAACCCUGCUCGAGGCUUGCACCAAGUCAAACAGGAGCUUGUGAGAACAUUUCUUUUGCUAGGUCUAUUGUGCAGAACUUUCUAUUCUGCUGAACUAACUGUAGAAGAGAAACAUGCUUCUGGAUUGUGUUGUGUUUCUAUGGAUGAAGCAGCACUUUGCAUGAGGUGGUGAAGCACUUUACUUGGCGAGGAAGAUGAAGCAUGAAGCUUCUUUAUUGCCUCCCAUGUUGAGACAUAAGAAGAGGAAAAUAUAUGUGUGAGAAGAGAGAAUAAGGCACUACUACACUUCCCACCCUUGUGCGCACACCUACCUUGAUGAUGCAGCCUUCCCUGGAUAUCAAACCCUUUAUGUCCUUCCCUGUGGACAGCAGCUCUGCUGUUGGAUUCUUCCCAAAUUUUAACACAAUGGAUCCUGUGCAAAAAGCAGUCAUAAACCAUACAUUUGGAGUGUCCAUUCCCCCAAAGAAGAAGCAAGUCAUUUCCUGUAAUGUCUGCCAGCUUCGUUUUAACUCUGAUAGCCAGGCCGAGGCCCACUACAAAGGAAGUAAACAUGCCAAGAAGGUCAAAGCACUAGAGGCAACGAAAAACAAACCCAAAGCUGGUUCUUCCAAGGACAGCGCAAAGGUUAACACGGGCUGCUCCGCCACGCCAGUCACAGCCAACAUCUCUGACAAAUCAGAAGAUAAAGGGAAAGAAAAACCCAACAGUGCAAGUCAGCAGUCCAAUACAGAAGUGGAUGGUUUUCUUCCCAAACCUGGAGUGGCACCUGCAGCACCUGCCUCAUCCUCCAAGAGCACAAAUGGAGCUGCUAACACAGUUACUGAGUCAGAAGAGGAAAAAGCCAAAAAACUACUUUACUGUUCAUUAUGCAAAGUGGCUGUGAAUUCCCUUUCACAACUAGAAGCCCACAAUACAGGUUCCAAGCACAAGACCAUGGUGGAAGCUCGGAAUGGUGCUGGUCCCAUCAAGUCUUACCCUAGGCCUGGAUCCCGAAUGAAGAUGCAGAAUGGCAGUAAAGGCUCAGGACUGCAGAACAAGACGUUCCAUUGUGAAAUCUGUGAUGUCCAUGUUAAUUCAGAAAUUCAGCUUAAGCAGCACAUUUCCAGCCGAAGGCAUAAGGACAGAGUUGCAGGAAAGCCUAUGAAACCUAAAUAUAGUCCUUACAACAAACUGCAGCGCAACCCAAGUAUUUUAGCAGCAAAACUGGCAUUCCAGAAGGACAUGAUUAAGCCGCUGGCACCUGCUUUCCUGUCAUCUCCUCUUGCUGCAGCUGCAGCUGUAUCAUCAGCUCUGUCCCUCCCUCCCCGGCCCUCGGCAUCCCUGUUCCAGGCACCAGCAAUUCCGCCAGCUCUGCUCAGGCCAGCCCACGGGCCCAUCCGGGCAACGCCUGCCUCCAUACUCUUUGCACCGUACUAAUUUAUUGAUGUGAAAAAGAGUUAACUAUGGCCAGUACAAAGGGUAAAGGGAAGCAGGAAAUGGGUUGAAAUUUUAAAGUGUUUCUCUUUUGCAAUGCCAUCCAGCGUGACACCUCAUCCAACCGCAUCAUAAAAUCCAUCACUGACAGCACUGCAUUCUGGAGUCUAGACAACUCUGUCUUCUCUCUGUCUAUAUUUUUUUAACCAAAACAGUGUGAUUUGAUUGAGAAUUAAAUUGCUCAUAAAAUUUAUACCAUUAAAGAUUCAUGCAUCUAUUCAUUUUUUCUUUUUUAUUUUUUUUCAAUUUAUAUGACGCACCUUGGAAUCAAGGAACAUUAAAUAUUUUCCUGACAGACUUGAAAACUAGGGUCUUCCUCACUCACACUUAUGUAAAUACUUCUCUGAAAAGCAACGGGUUAUAAUCUAAUGUGGAAAAAAGGAAAAGGUAGAUGAACCAAAUGCUUGACUGCAGACAACAUCUCAAAAAAGAAUUGCAUCCAUUCUUUUUGUGUGCUCUUGUUGACAGGGAUUGUGUGCUGUCCUAGACCCCAGUACUGGUGUAUCUUGUGUAGUACUACAGAUGUACUAUGUCUGAUUUUAAUAUUUUUAGUUUCUGUGCAAAUGUUUGAAAGCAAUGCAAUGCUGAAGCUUUUAAUUAUUUCUUUUGUGUCAUACUUUAUUUAGAGAAAUCAAAAAUAGAAAGCCAUAUAACAUAGAGUUAAGAUUACUGCUUGUUUGCUACUUUCAUUUAACUUAUUUUUGUUGUUUCUCCACUGGUGUUACUAAGCAAUGUUUAAAGAGAAAAAAAGCUUUUCAAUUGCACAUUGCCACAGCUCACAUGCGUUGUUCAAGAAGACAAUGGAUCCAUGUGUUUGUACGUAAAUAUCCUGUUUUCUUAAUUUCUAACUAGUUUCCUUUGUAAUGAUGCUGCAUAACAUUGUGGCUCCCUAAUGCAAUAAUGUACAGAACAUAAAAUAUUUAUAAUUGACCGUAUUCUCUGUUUACUGAAUAUAUUGCAGUAAUGUCCCACCUAUCUUCUUACCUCCCCAACCCUUUUAUAAAGGUGAAUCAAUAUGCAGUGCUCAGACUGGAGUCAUUAUGUGAUAAUGAGGACUACAGGUGGAAGAAAUGAAAAAAAAAAAAAGAGAAUUAACUUUUAGAGCAUCUCUAUCAGCAAUCCAUAAUAGUAAGAUGUCUGUGUAUUUUUUUAAAUGUACCUUUUCAAUAAAAUAAUAAGAAAAUU
Molecule: messenger RNA, 3654 nt
Organism: Sturnus vulgaris (Common starling)
Lineage: Eukaryota; Metazoa; Chordata; Aves; Passeriformes; Sturnidae
Source: RefSeq, a predicted model, not a curated record